AUGCCUAGAAAUACUGACAGCGAGGAGGAGGAGGAGGAAGAGAAAGAAGACAAAGGAACAUUGAUGUCGUGGGAUGUCUCUCUACCGGACGAACUCCUGCAGAAGGUGCUGUCCCUUUUGCCCAUCGCAAACAUCAUCAAAUUGGGCAUGGUGUGCAAACGGUGGUACGAGGUGGUUCACUCCAGCCCCCCGUUGUCGUGGGCGAUAAUGGCGCCACAGAAGCCCUUGUUCUUCAGGUUCUGCUUUCACGACUGCGCCUUCUUGGGCCACUUGUACGACCCUUGCUUCGUCCAGUGGUAUAACUUCGACUUCCCCCGCUUAGAAAAGAGCAUCUGGCGCACGUCCUCCUCCGGUGGCUUGGUUUGCUUGAUGAACACCAAUGACGGAGAUCGCUUAUUGGUCGGCAAUCCCAUCAAGAGAGACUGGAAGCUGCUUCCUCGAGUCCCCGGCGGCUCCUCCCCCCAGUUCAACGCGCUCGCCUUGUCGUUCGACCGCCUCACGCGCGACUACACCGUGGUCGUCGCCAAGUGCACCGAGUUGCCAGCUGGGACGCCCUGGAAAUGGCACUUAUCCGUCCACAUCUACGAAUCAACGACGAAAUCAUGGGCCACGCUCUUGGCCCAAGACAUCGAAUUUUGGAUGGGCAGUAACGAGGCUAUCAUAUGCAACGGCGUGCUCUACUACGUCAUCGGCCCGGUGCAACGCCCCUACUUAUUGGCGUUCGAUCUCGCCAAGCCGCCCUCUGCCAUUGAGUCUCUAAUUCAAGAAGCGAUUCCUGCGCCAUUCAGUCUUGCCUGUGCUGGAUUGAUCAACCUGUCGAACAAAUUGGUCAUGGUUGGAAGGAUAGAUUGGCCGCGCAAGGGAGUGGUGAUUUUGGAACUCGAGGAUAAGGCAUGGCGGGAGGUGGCUUAUACGCCGAUCCCCUCCUACAUGAUAUUUGACAGCAAAAAUUUCAUCAGUUGUGGCGCCAGGGACUUCCUCUUCAUGCACUCCAGAGGGUGGCCGACGCUACUGACCUUCGACAUGAGGCAGAAGAUGUGGAAAUGGUCAUGCCAGCUGUGUCCGUGCCCGCGCCUCUACACUGAGCCAUUGCAGUUCAGGUCCCUAUAUUACUGCGGCUUCUGCUUCGAGCCGAGGCUCGACGUCUCCUCUUGA
This is a messenger RNA of Zingiber officinale, 1155 nucleotides long. RefSeq names its product F-box/kelch-repeat protein At3g61590-like. The coding region runs from base 1 to 1155 and encodes 384 amino acids. Gene Ontology annotation, molecular function: protein binding. NCBI's taxonomy places the organism in Eukaryota, Viridiplantae, Streptophyta, Magnoliopsida, Zingiberales, Zingiberaceae. The record is from RefSeq and is a predicted model, not a curated record. The transcript has a single exon.